AUGUCCAAGGUCUUACAAGUGGAUAUUGAGGUUGAAGAAAGGGCGGAGGACCCCAAACUAAACUAUGGCUUGUUCUCCAAGGAAUUCCUUAGACGCCAUGGGCUUCAUCUCCUUGGGACUACCUCCACUUGGUUUUUGCUUGACAUCGCCUUCUACAGCCAAAACUUGUUCCAAAAGGAUAUUUUCUCGGCCAUUGGAUGGAUCCCAAAGGCAGCCACUAUGAACGCCAUCCAUGAGGUUUUCAAGAUUGCUAAGGCUCAGACUCUCAUUGCCCUUUGCAGUACAGUCCCAGGUUACUGGUUCACGGUUGCUUUUAUUGAUAUCAUUGGAAGGUUUGCGAUCCAACUAAUGGGAUUCUUUUUCAUGACGGUCUUUAUGUUCGCCAUUGCCUUCCCAUACAACCACUGGAUUUUACCAGAUAAUCGUAUCGGAUUCGUGAUUAUGUACUCACUCACAUUUUUCUUCGCCAACUUUGGACCCAAUGCAAACACUUUCAUUGGUCCAAGUUGA
Molecule: messenger RNA, 510 nt
Organism: Arabidopsis lyrata subsp. lyrata
Lineage: Eukaryota; Viridiplantae; Streptophyta; Magnoliopsida; Brassicales; Brassicaceae
Product: probable inorganic phosphate transporter 1-3
Exons: 1
Coding region: 1-510 (169 amino acids)
Source: RefSeq, a predicted model, not a curated record